AUGGCAAACUCCGGUAUUCAGCUGCUGGGAUUUUUCUUAUCGCUAAUAGGUAUUGUAGGACUGAUCGUCGGGACUAUUCUGCCUCAGUGGAAGAUGUCAGCAUACAUCGGGGACAACAUCAUCACAGCUGUGGCCAUGUACCAGGGGCUUUGGAUGUCAUGCGCUUUCCAAAGCACCGGACAGCUCCAAUGUAAAAUCUACGACUCCAUUCUGCAGCUUGACAGUUCGCUCCAGGCCACUCGUGCCUUGAUGAUAGUCGGCAUCAUCGUGUCCAUUGCGGGGCUGGGUGUGGCCUGUAUGGGAAUGAAGUGCACCACCUGUGGAGGAGGUGACAAACUACGAAAGUCCCGCAUUGCCAUGACGGGAGGCAUCAUCCUACUAGUGGGAGGGCUGUGUGCCAUCGUAGCAUGCUCCUGGUUUGCUCACAAUGUGAUCCGGGCCUUCUAUAAUCCCUACACUCCUGUCAACACCAAGUUUGAGUUUGGUGCUGCCAUCUUCAUCGCGUGGGGUGGCUCCCUUCUUGACGUCCUGGGCGGGGCCAUGAUGGCCGCUUCCUGUCCACGAAAGAAGCAUGUCUCCAAAUACCCAUCUAUGCCCAGUUCCCGCUCCGGCCCACCCAGCAGCACUAAGGAAUACGUCUGA
Scomber japonicus (chub mackerel) is the source of this 642-nucleotide messenger RNA. It is a transcript of the gene cldn7a, whose product is annotated as claudin 7a. Gene Ontology annotation, biological process: cell adhesion; bicellular tight junction assembly. Lineage: Eukaryota; Metazoa; Chordata; Actinopteri; Scombriformes; Scombridae. The record is from RefSeq and is a predicted model, not a curated record. Gene Ontology annotation, cellular component: bicellular tight junction; plasma membrane. Gene Ontology annotation, molecular function: structural molecule activity. The transcript has 4 exons. Bases 1 to 642 code for a protein of 213 amino acids.